Opisthorchis viverrini is the source of this 3573-nucleotide messenger RNA. RefSeq lists its product as hypothetical. The record is from RefSeq and is a predicted model, not a curated record. Gene Ontology annotation, cellular component: plasma membrane. Gene Ontology annotation, molecular function: protein dimerization activity; chloride channel activity. The transcript is spliced from 20 exons. Gene Ontology annotation, biological process: chloride transmembrane transport. The annotation marks the transcript as partial. NCBI's taxonomy places the organism in Eukaryota, Metazoa, Platyhelminthes, Trematoda, Opisthorchiida, Opisthorchiidae.
GUGCAUGAAAAGACGUAUCGGGCGCCCAUCUUGAUUGAGAUUGGCCGCAAUGGCUAUGUCGUGGGCAUUAGUUUCCACAACGAGUGGCCGAGUGUACCACAAUCGCUGAUUUUGGGGAGGUCUGAUGAAUGUAGGAGACCGCAUUCAUACACGUCUCAUACACGUCUCAUUUCAGCACUUUGUGGUUCUCCCGGUUUUCGGUUUGCCGUCAAUCAGUCGCUGUCGCUCUUCAAGCAACUGACAUGGAGCAAGCCGAUACUAGUGAGUGAACUUUUGGCCCUAAUCCACCAAAUGUACUUUAAUGUAGCUGAAUCAACGGAGCACUCUUGGAUGUCACCGUAUACCUCGAAAAAUCGUGACCUCUAUUUCACCGAUGGCAAACGUUCAAUAGAUUACGUUCUCGUAUACAGUCGAACCAAGACCACUGAGGUCCAUGCGGCAAAACGUACGGCAUUUCUGAAAGGCUUGGCUAGAGAGCUUGUGGAAAUCGAGGUCGAGGAUUGUUGUGGUCAGAUUCUGGGGAAAACAGAUGUGGGAUCAUCCCCUCCAACAGAACCAAUCAUAUCGGCAAGUAUUCAACCAACAUUGGCGGCAAUUCCAGUUUGCCCCGAACCUAAUCCUCAACAAAAGCGGACUCGCAAAGAAUCGACUAGGGGUCAACCUUCGUCGAUGGAUCGUUACCGGUUUCGAGCAGAGCAUGAAGAAUCGGCUUUGCUUGAUUUAUCCGACCUAGUAUUUGUUAAAUUACACGCCCCUUGGAAAACAAUGGAGCGCUACGCUGAGAUGUUCAACUUUCGAAAACCGCUAAAAAUGCAAGACCCGGAGAAUGUCAAGAUGCAUCCCAAGCCUUCUUGCUCAGACUGUUGUGAAUUUGACAAAAGCGUACUCAAGCCCUUACGAAACACGUUCACUUGGCCAUUUCAGAAGCAAAGGCUUUAUCUAUUUGAUAUCCCUGAAAACCAGAAUGAGUUCUUUACGGCUGUUGAACGCGCUAUGGUUUUGGACUAUAUUCUCCGACGCACACCGUGUGUUUUUGAAGACAAUCCUGAACUAGGUAAGCAGACCUGUUGUGAUGUUGUCCAUCCACCUCAACUAGAUGAAGCGACUUCCUCAAAUAACAGUCCUGGAUUCAAUGGCCGCAGGAGACCUGCCGAACUGGAUGUAGGUAUCACCAAGAUGCUUUCAGACGGUGUGUUCUCCGCUGCCUACCCACUGCACGAACAUACGGCUGCCAUAGAAAAUUAUACCAGGUUGUUAGACACUGUAGCACCCACCGAACAAGUGGCUCAAAAAUUGGUAGGUCACAUUAUUCCGAAAACUUUACUUCACCACACCUAUUCACCCAUCUCCUUCGUUUGGCUGUUCUGUACUGGGGAUCGCAGUCAGUUUGGUUUGCUCAAACGCACCCUCACACAUUGUGGGAUUGCUGAACCCCAUCUAACGAUAACCGCUGGUUUACGUCCACGUUUGAUAGGUAAACUUAUUCCAUGCCGCGUAUUUUCUCCCUUUCCAUGUGAGCUGUCCAAAUCGGGCGAGUCGUUUAAUUGUGUGAAUAACCGGAUUCUUCUGAAGCGAUAUUGGGCCUCUUACAAGUCUUUCGGGCGGCCACAGCCGUUUGACUAUAUUCGCCACUACUUUGGUGAGGCGAUCGCCUUUUAUUUUGCCUGGCUUGGAUUCUACACCUUAUGUCUGGUUCCGGUCGCUAUUCUCGGUGUCCUUAUAUUCCUUUUUGGACUUAUCGGAAUGUUCAAUGACCCAAUUGUGAAAGACGUUUGCGAAUACGGGAGCAGCAUUAUCAUGUGUCCACUGUGUGAUCAUGUCAGAUGUCAGUUUUGGCGAUUAAAUAGCUCGUGUCUACGAAGCAAAUUGACGCGGCUGGUUGACAAUGAGGGUACCGUUCUGUUCGGUGUGAUAAUGGCUCUCUGGGCCAUACUAUUUCUGGAGCUUUGGAAGCGUAGGCAAGUCUCCCUGGCCUAUCAGUGGAGCGUGUAUUCCUUGGAACCAGUAGAUCAACCACCAAGACCUGAGUUCCUUGCCUUGUUACAAAAAGGGUUCCCGUCCAAACUGAAUCCUGUAUCCGGAGUGAGUGCGCCUUUUUAUUCAGAAAGUCAAUCGCCUCCUUACCAAAUCGGAAUUAGAGCGUGGACCCCAUCAAGUCAACGUUUAGCCUUUCAUCUGAGGUUAUUGCGCAACACAGCUCUUUAUCCUAUUUCCCCAUGUUUUUUCUCAUUCGUGCCUCAGGUGCUCCUCACAUUGGCCUGUCUCGUAGGCGUAAUCUUGUACAAGCUGGUCAUGAAAAUCGUCUUCUAUCAGCAACCAAAUCAGUUUAUUCAAAGCAUGGCAGGGAAGCUGACAACUAUAACGGGCUCCGUGAUCAACUUGAUUCUUAUCUUCAUCCUAAAAUUUAUUUACAAUCGCCUCGCAAUCAAGCUAAAUGACCUGGAGAAUCAUCGAACCCAGACGGAGUAUGACAACAGUUUGACGUUGAAGCUGUACUUGCUACAGUUCGUUAACUACUACUCGUCCAUUUUCUACAUAGCAUUUAUACAGGGCACCACAGCAGCAGUUCCUGGUGCUGAUAAAUCAAUCGUUCAGUCAACUGGGUGUGACCAGGGAGACUGUUUGUUUGAAUUGUUCCUUCAACUUGUGAUCAUUAUGGUUGGCAAGCAACUUCUGAACUUUAUUCAAGAGACUAUGAUGCCAGUAAUCCUUCGUUUAAUUCGAAAGAUUCGCGCAGAUUGUCAGCGAAGAAAAGCAUCCACUACACCCGAGACUGCAGAUCAAUUAGAGCAGAAGCUCCACACCGAAGUUAAAACAAGAAGUGAUCGACUGCUUGCCUGCCGCUCUGACUACACUCUCCUCGACCCGGGUACCCGACCGUUAUUCGAUGAAUACUUGGAGAUGAGAGUCACGUUUUUUUAUUUCCCAGGUAUUUGGUACUCCAUCCUGCUUGUUCUGUCAAGUCUUGCCAUCCGCACAAAUGCAUGUGUGAUCGCAUUCAGCACACAGUUCAUCGAUCGAUGGGUUUAUCGAAUGCACUACAGUCCGGAUCAUACGGAUGCUGGAUUCAAGAACUUCACGUUAUCCUACAUGGAUUCUUCACGUUUUCCAGGCGUUUCAAAUACAACCUAUUGCCGUUAUGACGAUUAUCGGAAGCCACCCUGGGAAGAUCCUGAAAUGUCACAUACCCUCAUAUUCUACCACGUCCUGGCGGUCAAGUUCAUUUUUGUAUUUAUUUUUGAGUCUGUUGCCACCGUACUGACCUCCUUAAUCGCUGCCAUGAUACCUGACGUACCAAAGAGAGUCAAGAAACGAAUAUAUUUUGAGGCAAACGAGACUAAUCGCCUUAUUCUAGACGCCGAGCUGCAUCACAAACAGAAACGUCCAGGGCGAUCGCUCUACUGGACUUUGAAGAAGGAAACCUUAGGCAAAUUGCGUGAUGCGGAGGAAGAAGAGGACCCUUUGGCAUUUUUACACUUCCAUCAGACUUUUGCCAAUGCAUUGGGAGGAACGUCCACGCUGUUUGUGAUAUUCGUACCCUUUGUUAUAGCUGUAACACCUGAUCUUGGUCAG